AUCAUGAAGCUUGCCGUCGCGGUCUUCGUUGCCCUCAUCGCGGCCUGCUCGGCCAUCAACCCGCGCUUCAUCAACCGCUACGUGCACAGGAACGCCCAGCCGGCCUUCAUCGCGACGCCCGGGGGCUGCUCUCAGCUGUGCCACAUGCAGCCGCUCAAGAGCCACCGCCGGCUGCCGGUGCAGACGGAGCUGGCACACAAGGUGACCCUCAAGACACCUGAGGGCGACAAGGAGAUCGAGUGUGCUGACGACCAGUACAUCCUCGACGCCGCCAAGGAGGCCGGCAUCGAGGUCCCCUGCUCAUGCAGGUGCGUGCCUGCGGCCGGCGGGGUCGCCGGUGGAGAGAGCGGGCUGUUCAAGUAUGUCGACAACUCCAUCAUACACGGCCCGGAUGCUCACCUCCCCAAGUAAUUAGUGCCCAAUGCUUGCUUCUUGGACGCAAUCUGUUGUGUCAUGUGUGUGUGCGACAGAUAUCCGCGUGCGGCUGACUGGUGCCUCAUGUGCGGCAAUGCGGUCUGUGUGUGUUUUAAUGAGCGUCAGUGAAGGGCCCGGAGGGCAGAUACACAUUCGUCUCUCUGUGUAUAUGUGUGAGCCACCAUCCUGACGGGGCGCUGGAUGGGGUCACUGGUCGUUUCAUCAUCACAUCUCUCUCUCUCUCUCUCUCUGUGUAUAUGUGUGAGCCACCAUCCUCACGGGGCGCUGGAUGGGGUCACUGGUCGUUUCAUCAUCACAUCUCUCUCUCUCUCCCUCUCCCUGUAUGUGUGAGCCACCAUCCUCACGGGGCGCUGGAUGGGGUCACUCGUCGUGCGUGUGUGCAACAGACGACGGUCCAUAUUUGGUGCGGGCUGCGGCACCAUGGUGCUUGGGCGUCAUGAGUGGUGUGCGGCAGGCGAUGUGGUCCGGUGCGUGCGUGUGUGGUGUGCCUAUGUCUUGCUCUGUGUCUCUAAUUGCUGCCCCUCCCAAGUACAUAGGUCAGAGGAGGUUAUAUACGCUGAUAUAGCUGCCUGCGUCAGUGAUGUGUGCAUGGCUGUUGCUGUGGACCGC
This is a messenger RNA of Vitrella brassicaformis, 1044 nucleotides long. Lineage: Eukaryota; Vitrellaceae. The record is from the annotation of a GenBank genome assembly.